Messenger RNA from Ceratitis capitata (Mediterranean fruit fly), 830 nucleotides. Its product is annotated as migration and invasion enhancer 1. NCBI's taxonomy places the organism in Eukaryota, Metazoa, Arthropoda, Insecta, Diptera, Tephritidae. Gene Ontology annotation, biological process: negative regulation of apoptotic process; positive regulation of filopodium assembly. The transcript is spliced from 2 exons. The coding region runs from base 365 to 652 and encodes 95 amino acids. The record is from RefSeq and is a predicted model, not a curated record.
AGUUAUAAAAACUCUAAUCUCAACGCGCAUAAUGAUAGUAAAUUAAAUUUAAAGCGUAUGUGUCACCCUAUUAUUAAUUCGUCCACUUUUUAUUUACUGAUAGAAAAUAUACAAUAUGGCAUUACAUCCUUUUCCGGCUGUGACUACACUUAUUUCGAUUAUAGCUAAAAUAUUUCGGGUAUAAUUACAUAGUGAAUACUUAUAAAUUUACAACUUACCUACUCCUAAAGAAAAUAUAUAUUUGCGAAAUUUUAUGUCAGCUGGCUUGGUUGCCAAAUCAGCUGUUUAAUGUUUACAUUUACGUAAACAACGAAUUAACUGUAUCUUCCCGUUUUCUCCAAAAUAUUCGGUAAAAGUAAUUAAAAUGGUAAAAGUGGAUGUCGAAUAUUGUCCAAAAUGCAAUUUCGAGUGGCAAUGCAAAAUGUUGCAAAAUUUUCUGCUGCAACAGCAACCAGAUACGGAAGUAGUAUGCUUCAAGGGUCGACAGGGCUCUUUUGAAGUAAAGAUAGAAGACAAUUUGGUACAUUCCAAAUUACAGUCAUUCGCCUUUCCCAAUCAUGAAAGUGUUUUGGAAAAUGUGCGCCGAGCAGAAAAAGGUCUACCAGUUGAAAAAGUGAAAGAACAACCAAUUGAUAAUUGUAUAUUAAUGUGAUCAAUAACCAAAGUAGCUUUUUAACACCACUUGCACAGAAAAAAGGAAGAUUUUCAAAAUAAUUUGGCAUACAAAACGAGCAACUUUGCAUUGGAAUGGCAUAAAACUGAAGGAUAAGCAUUAUGGAAGCUGUCUAAUAUAAAAAUAAAAUUUUAAGUCAAAUAAGCAAGGCAUUUCG